Messenger RNA from Chanos chanos (milkfish), 1254 nucleotides. RefSeq names its product SLX4 interacting protein (gene slx4ip). The record is from RefSeq and is a predicted model, not a curated record. The coding region runs from base 1 to 1254 and encodes 417 amino acids. The transcript is spliced from 7 exons. NCBI's taxonomy places the organism in Eukaryota, Metazoa, Chordata, Actinopteri, Gonorynchiformes, Chanidae.
AUGCCAGAGAAGUGUGGGAACUUCGCUGUGUUGGUGGAUCUUCAUGUACUCCCCCUGGGCGGCCAAAACAACGCCAGCUGGUUCUCUCAAGACCAUAAGGAGGAAGUCACUGCGAUGAUAAGAGAUGCUGUAGACCAGAGGGUAAAGCAGUUCCUGGAGUCCAGACGACAGAAAGGCCAGCCCAAGCAGAAGAAGGAUCUGAGUCCAGCCAACCCGCUGUGCCUUGAAGGUGAAGUCUUUCACCUGGCUGCUUAUUUCUUGAAGCGUCAUGUUAAUCUGAGGUGCAUUGCCAAGAGGCCUUCCAGAGAGUUGCGUGUUUUCCCUGAGCGGUUCAUCAUAUGUGUGAGUCUUCCCGAGUGCGACGCAGCGAUGUGUGGAAAUCCGAACCUGGAUUUGCUGAGUGGACAAAGCAGGUCUGAGUAUUUUUCCGGACCAGGGGAAACCCUAGACCCAUUAAACAGCUCCACAAUAACAAAGAGGACCGCCCUUCAAAGGAUAGUUAGACAAGCCAACGCCCAAGCCAAACCCAAAACAUCCAACCUGGAGGUCCAGGGGCUCGGUCUGCCUUUGUCUCUCACAGCAACAGAAGAGGAACCUAGUGGCCUAGCACAAGCCCAACCCUCCAAUCUGGCUGCCGUCUCCGAAUUUCAGGGUGGGGAAACUGAAGCCAAAGCCAAAAGUCCUAACAUGACCUGCAUGGGAAAGGUCGAGAGAGACGAGUUGACGUUUGAUCAGGGAGAGGGAAAGAACCAGAGCAAGUCUGCUGACUCACAGCAGCUAAACACCGAAGUGCAGAAAGGGCCAGAACCUGAGCCCGCUGGUGCCAGCAGUGAAAAGAGAGGGAGAGGGACACUCAGCAGCUCAAAUGAGGACCAACCUCCACAAGAGAAAAAGAGCGCGUGCCACGAAGCAGCCUCAGUACCCCACACUGAGAAUGACACGCCCAGGCUCCCGGCCAAGGCCUCCGCGCGGAGCUCUGCGUCGGGGCUCUCCGCCUGCUGUCUUUUGAUGGCGCAGGGUGAAAGCGUUCUGGAAGAGGAGCUGCUUACACAUGGAAAACAGGCCCCCAGUCUCCCCCUCAGCAAUAGUAACACAGAGCUGACUAACCAAAACAGGCUGGACACGAGUCUGAGGGGCCUAUCUGUCAAGCCGGCAUCCUCUGGCUCCUCUAUUGGUUCCAGAUUGGCUGCCAGAGAAGAAGGGAGGGAGACUGUACCCAGAACAUCCCGAUUACGCCGGUUAAAGAAGUCCUGA